Messenger RNA from Chelonus insularis, 807 nucleotides. RefSeq lists its product as uncharacterized. The record is from RefSeq and is marked provisional. The transcript has a single exon. Bases 61 to 678 code for a protein of 205 amino acids. NCBI's taxonomy places the organism in Eukaryota, Metazoa, Arthropoda, Insecta, Hymenoptera, Braconidae.
UGAAAUUGUUUAUCUUAUUAAUAGUAACGAUAACGAUUAUUUUUUAUCUUUAUCAAAACAAUGAUGAAACUUAAUCUAAAUAUAUCAGAAUCCACUAUUUCAUUAAUUUAUUGGGUCCUAAUCUUCCUAUUUCUCUCCAUCAAAGCAACAACAAUAAUAAGCUCCUAUCCAAGUAUAGGUACAAUGUAUAGUCGUGUCUCAAGUCAGUACAAUUUCCAUCCGACGUAUUUUGAAAUUUAUGACAGAUCUACAGAACAUAACUGUGACCGAUUAAUUAUUGUUCAUCCCUUCGACUGGUACAUCUGGGCUUGUAAUGGUUAUGUUUACGUGUUAAACACAUUAUUGGAGUACGAUUGUCCUGGUAAUUCAUACCCAGCAGUGAUUAUUGAUGCCAAUGUUGUAAAAAGCAAUCAUCUUCAAGUUUCUUGUAUCAUAACAGAUUGUCAGACUAUAUUGAAUGAAUAUAAAUUUAGUAAACAAAAAAGAAUCAAUUUUAAUAUUGAAGAUAUUGUUGAUAAAAAUAAAAAAUUAACAUUGAUAGAGGUAUUAAAUUAUUUGUUUGAGAAAUAUAUUACUAUUAAAGAUGAUGACAAGAUAUUAGAUUCUGAUAUUAAAGUUGUUCAUCCUUUUUCAAGGAGGGAUUUAGAAUCAUUGAAAGCUAUUCUUGCACAAGGGUAAAAAAACAUAACAAUCAGAGUGAAAUUGUACUACAAAAAUUCCAAAAAUUUCCAUAAUAAAUUGAGAAAGCCGUUUAUUGUAAAAGUUUAUAAUCAAUUUUUGCUAAAAAAUUUUUAGAUUAAAAAACAC